Messenger RNA from Armigeres subalbatus, 5697 nucleotides. RefSeq lists its product as uncharacterized. The transcript is spliced from 4 exons. The coding region runs from base 627 to 4523 and encodes 1298 amino acids. NCBI's taxonomy places the organism in Eukaryota, Metazoa, Arthropoda, Insecta, Diptera, Culicidae. The record is from RefSeq and is a predicted model, not a curated record.
AAUUUUUAAGAUGAUUUUCAAUUGGAUGUUUCCAUAUCGACAAGUCGAAGUUCGUUCAUUCUUUUCAUUAGAUUUGAUCGUAUUUAUACACCAAAAGAUCGCAUAAUACCAGAGUGAUAAUUAAUUUAUGUGCUGCUAAUAUAUAGCUUGAUUGGUGCUCGUGACUGACAUUGAAUAAAUCAUUAUUGUUGCAAGUGUGACAUUUCGUGAAUAAGAUUAUUUUGAGUUUCGCUUCAAGUUUGACUACCAAAGAGGGCAAGGCUAGACAAAAUUGUGUAGGGAAGGUCGAAUAUGAAGACAACCAGUCGAGAUGUGCGUUUUUUGUGAUUUUGCGAAGAUGAUGGAAUUUAUAUACGCUCGUUGCCAAAAAUAACAUACAAUUUCAGACCCAAAAUAAAUGUAAAUAGUAUGAAUAAAACCAGUGAUAGCAAAGGUGAAAAUAUCUUUGUCUGGUCUCACACAUAUAAGUGUAAAGGGGCUGAGCCUCGUUCAUCGUACGGAAUUCAAUGACUAAUGUAAAUAUGAAGCACGAAAUAAUGACAUCAGUCGUGAACCUCUUUUGGGCACAGUAGAAAGUGCACCAAAAUUUGGAACAUGUAGCUACGUUUUAACAGUAUUUACCAGCAAUGGAUCUGAUUAAGAAAGAUGAGUGCAAUAUAGAUAAAAAUUUGCAAGGAAAUUCUACAGAAAUGGAGUGUGAAGCCGAGUCGGAAAAAAAUGAUCUCAGUCCUGAAAAUUCAAAAAAGAGUGAUAACUCUCCAUUGGAUGACCGAAUUUCCAAGUCAGUGGCAGAGAAAGAUGACGAAGAAGAGGAGAAAAUGCAAUAUAACAACGGUAGUUUCAAUAGCGGAAUAAGUGAUAAUAGUAAUGUAAACAAGAGCGCUUCAAUGCAGGAGAUUGAAAAAAGUCAACGUAGUGCUAGUGAAGAUCCGGAUGUCCGUAACGCCCUAGCUUUUACGAUAGAAUUCAGUGAUGGCCGAAAGUCGAUAGAUACGCAACGACAUGAAAAAAUGCUUGAGCGUUUCCAGAACCGUCAUAAACGAGGAGUAUCUUUGUCCAAAUUAGAAAGCGGGACAACACCACCAGUUGGAAAAAUGAGGCCUCCACAAAGUGUAAAUUUACCUAGAAGAAAUAAAAUCGAGCAACAAGAGAUUCAAGACACUGCAGUAAGAUUACGUGAAAAGGGUCGAUUGUCUAGAGACUCGGCCGGUAAACGACAUAGUUGGAGUCCUCGAUCGAGUAUGGCCGAAACAGGCCCUAAAGAGUCAACAGGAAAAGUUAGAACUAAUAAAUUUACUCCAAAAUCAACAGCGUUGCAGAUGGCUUUUGACCAACAGAACAUUAUGAAAGAUUCUUGCUCAAGUUCUGAGUUCAAUGCAGAGAGUUUGGAUUCUUCCAUUGGCCUGCCCUGUAUUCAGCCACCACUUGAAAAUUUUAAGAAGGAUAAUGAUGACGACGGUAGCGUCAGUGAAGCGGGAACAUAUACAUUGGAUGGAGAUAAUUAUACAGAGGAACAAAAAGAAAGAAUGAAUAUUGAUCGCAUGCCAGCAUUUACUCCGGAGACAACUCCAAAGCCUCUGUUUAAACAAGGUACGAAUAAGUUAUACACUCAAAGGCCAACGAGUUUUCAAGAUGAACUGGAAAUAAUUGAUUUAGAUCGACCAAGCUCCGGAAUAACUGCACAUGAACGUAGAAAAAAUAACGUUCUGGAGGUUGUAUACUUCCACGAAUCACCAGCACCGGCACAAACUAUGAAACCUAAACAAUCAUAUCUCGAAAAGCUUAAGUCACGUGUUAAGAACAUCACUCAUAAAUCCAAAUCUCCAGACAAACAAAUUAUUCCACAACAGUUCAAUUCCCCCGAUCAAGGAACGUUUACUUCUGUAACGACUAGUGGAAUAUUAAGUAUGAAACCAACAUUGGAAAAUCACCCACGAGUGCAUCGCCGUAAUAGUUUAACAAAAUCUCACAUUGAUAGUUCUGAAUAUGUCCAAGGUGUUGCGAAACUGAACAUUCAUAAAAGUGAAGAAGAGGCGAAGAUUCUCAAUUGCUACACAGAUUCAGAAAAGGCUACAGGCUUAUCGGACUUGAAUGUGAACUAUGACCAUGCACGAUACAAAGCAGAUUCUGAUGCUUCCACUAUUGGAUCAGCAGUUAGCAAGAAGGAUUGGAUUCAAGAAUGGGCAAAAAAUGCCCGAGAAUACUCGAAGAACUCAUCACCCAGUAAUACAAUAAGCAACAUCAAUCCACAAAUGGUACGCAGUUAUGAUUUUGAAAAUCGAGGUCAAUUUGGCUACGACCUUGAUAUUGACAUGACUAAAAGUGAUUAUUAUGAUGCGAAAAAAUACCAAGAGUUCGGUGACAAUCUUGAUCGUCAGAAUUUGCAUAGAAAGCAAUUAGAUCGGCUAUUGAACACCAGCAGCAAUAGUGAUCCGAUGCUAAAACAGGUUUACAAUACUGAUUGUGGGGGACCAAAUUUCGGAGAAUUUACUCGACGUGGGAGCAUCAGGCAGUAUACGAAUUCAUCAGCAUCAAAGCCCCCCAUGAGCCCAAGUAAAAUACCAUCCCCGAUGGGAUCCAUCGGUAGAGCCAGAAGUGUUAGUAGAAACCGCAGUCUACAAGGCAGUAAUUCGGAUCUUUCCAUGAAUGAUACCGAAAUGUAUCUCCAAAAAACCGCUGCAGCUAUUUCUACCCUACAAAACCUGCAAAGGCGAAAUUCGUUACGCAAUUCCUCGCGACAUAACUCUUCACAUUCAAGUCCACUUAGUCCAGGUUCACGGCGUAUGUCGCCAAAAAUAUCUCCGAUGAACUCACUUCAAUCUCCUAUGCAAUCACCACUUCGUGAAAAGAUUCUCCUAAACGAAGGUGGUCAAAAUUAUCCACCACAUCAUCAACAGUUACUUACCUUGAAGCAACAGCAAAAUCUGUUGAAUCACAAAAGAAAUCUUUCCCUCGAUGGAUCCGAGUCCUAUGCUAGUGCAUUAGCUGCACUUGGGUAUGGAAAUCAAAUGUCGAACAGCCUCAACUCGGAGCAUAUGAAUGCAAUAUUAGAUUUUAAAAAGCAACACACUCGACACAACUCCUUUGAGGGCAUGACUUCUCUUCCUCCGAAGCCAGUAAAGUGUUUUCAGAAUUUCGAUCAAAGAACGGCGUAUUACUGCGCGCGGGAUCAGAACGAAGCAAUGUCGGGCCACGAUAUGGCUGACGAAGAUGAUGAUGAUAAAUUGAUUGUGAUAACUUCUGCCGUGAAGGAAAUGUCCUUGGCUACUAAGAAACCCAAUGCGGUAUUGAUUAAACAGCAAUCUUCGUCAGCAACAGGUGGAAAAUCUACUGGAGCCCAAGCGAGACCAACAGGAAACACAACAAUCAAAACAUACAAUCCUAAACAGGUGCCAACUCAAAUAUCGUCACCCAUUAAAAGAUCAAGUUCAUUUUCUGUUAAGGCUAUUAAGCCAAGCACGCCAACGUUAACUCCCAAGCUUGGCUCCAAAGUCGCUUCCGGUGGUUCAAGAAUCCAAAAAUCCGCUAGCAGCACUAGUUUUAAAAAGAUGGUUGCCAACUAUAAUGAUGAAGAAGAUGACUUUUAUAUAAACGACGAUGACGAUCUAGACUUAGGUCCACAAUAUUCUUCUAGUUCUGAAAUUAGCGAUAAAGAUGAGGAGGGUGGUGAAGUGGAAAAAGAACCCAUUACUAACACCAGAUACAACAAAACCUUCCUCAUGCGUAUGGAACAAAACAAGAAGAUAGCUGCGGGAGUCAAACAAGGAGUCGCUGGGUGUCCAAACACACCGGAGUUACCACGUAGAACCCUUCAAGUAAGAGGCAAUAAUCGUGACCGAGCGUCAAUGCCUAGAGAUUCAAGUCUAAACCGUAUGAAACAAGAUUUGAGCGCUGUUCGCAAAUCGUUGGGUAGAGAAUCGGUGCCGAAAGAGCCAACAGGUAAUAAGCAAAAAAUUCAGCCAAAAUAUUUGGAUAUAUCGAAGUAUAAGAAUCCUACUGCUGGAAACUUUUUGAAGAAGGAUGAGUCCAAAAGCUAUUUGAUGAAAACCGAAGUGAAGAAAAGCCCUAGCAGUGCUUCGAUAGCUAUGAGUAGAGCAGAACCAAGCAGGACAAGUACCAGGAGCAUAAAAUCCGCAGGAUCAAAACCAUCCACAUCAAAUCAAAAAGUUACCAAGGAACAGGAACUUGAGAUGUGGCGCAGGCGUGCCAGCUAUGAUCCAAUGAAGGCCGCUAUGGAGGGCAAGAAGAAGCAAGAGGAGGCCCGUCGCCAAGUUCAGAAUCAAGCAGAACGAACAAGUAAAUCGUGUGAAAGCUCCGUAUUGAGGUCUCAAUCCUGCCAUAGUGGCGUAGGAGUUGGAACAGGUCGCUUGUACUCCAACAAUUUCGGCAACAACACGAACGCGAAUAUAAGAGGAAUUCUCGAUCAAACUGACACUAAUAGUAACAGCAGUCAACCGAGUAAUCGCUGGACGCUAACUUCGAACGAAUCGAGCGACGACUUUGACGAUGAAUACAAUAAUUAAGUACAUAAUUACUUUAUAAGUGGAAUUUGUUUUCUAGAAUCGAUCGAUUGAUGGCACAACUGUAGUAGCAAUGCUUGUAUGAAAUUGUUUAAUUUUGGAAAUGUGCCGAAAAUAUUACAUGUCUAUACCUAAUGCUUGCGAUAUGGUGCAAUACUACAUAUAAUGAUCAUUUUUGCAGAAUUUUUAUAUUCUACCUUUAAUUAUUUUUGGGCACAUUAUUCUGAAAACACUACGAGCCAAGAAAAGAUAAUAUCUCCUAUUUCUCGGUUAGUGUGGAGAAAACUAAAGGAAGCUUCGGCAUGGUUUGGAAACGGUAUAUUAUUUUGCCAUACUUUUUCUCACCAUAUCGUUCAAAUAAGUAUUCAUGGCAGCAUAUAAUCCUUCCGAAUAAUAAUAUUAUAUACCUUAAGCAACAACGAUCGAUUUUGACUACAAUCUAAGUGAUAUUAAAUUACAUCAUACAGCACGUCAACCUAAAUUCAAGGUUGUUUUAAGUACUUCUACGCUUUCUUAAUACAUCAUAAAGCAUGCUAGAAUACGUUUGAUUAUUAAUUUUAAAAAGAAGGAUCACUUAUACCAUUAAAUUACCAUUUUGUACGCUUCAAGCAAAAUUCAACAGCCUUAUUGUGAGCCUCUCUUACUAUUACUAUUUUCGAAUAUUAUUUCAUUUAUACUAUUGAGAUCUGCUGAGCAUGUUGCUGUUCCACUUUAUAACGUCACGCUUAUGAACGAGCUAGGUUAAAUAUGUUUGUACUUUCUUUGUUACUGUGAAUAUUGUCAGAUGUGAUCAAAAUGGCGUAUUAAAUACAUUCAUGUUAUGAAAUCUAUUGUUAUGAUUAUUAUUUUCAAUUCAAUCGCGUCUUUAAAUCGAAUGGUACGAAUGUUUGAGGUGUGUCGAUAAAAUGUUGAGCAGGAAAUAAAAAAGUGGAAUGAAAUUAGUCGAACUGAACUGAGUUAGUUACAAUGCAGUUGAUUAGGAUUUAUUUGAAAGUGUAGAGCACCAUAGCCUUCCAUCACAAUAUGGGAAUUUAAGGUUAUGUUUUUAUGUAACUUAACAGUAAACGAAUUUAAUUUGUAUCAUUGUAAGUUAUCAUUAGCUAACAUUUUUAUACGAAUCAUUUAAAAUUAAGGUGUUCAUAACCGUUCUGUGAAAUAAAGUUAUUUUCAUAAAAUA